Messenger RNA from Drosophila obscura, 863 nucleotides. RefSeq names its product signal peptidase complex subunit 2 (gene Spase25). The record is from RefSeq and is a predicted model, not a curated record. The transcript has 2 exons. Lineage: Eukaryota; Metazoa; Arthropoda; Insecta; Diptera; Drosophilidae. Gene Ontology annotation, biological process: protein targeting to ER. Gene Ontology annotation, cellular component: membrane; signal peptidase complex. The coding region runs from base 123 to 692 and encodes 189 amino acids.
UCGCGUUGUCAAAAGAAAAGGAAAGAAAAAAAGGAAGCGCUUGGAAAAACUGUGUUGUGGCUGAUUUGAUUAAAUUUUCAUAUUCCUGCAACGCUCUAACGAAACAACAGAAACCGUCUAGAAUGAGCAAAAAGGAGGACAAAUCCCAGCCAGGCGAAGAGCUGGUGAAGGUGAACAAGUGGGAUGGCUCCGCGGUGAAGCACGCCCUGGAUGAUGCCGUAAAGACUUGCCUGCUGGGCGAUCGUCCCCAUCUCAAGGAGCAAUUCGGUCUGGUCAACACACGUCUGGCACUGUGCGCUUUGGCCGUUGGCGUGGCCAUUAUGGCCCAUGCCUGGGACUACACCCACCCGUUCCCCCAGUCCCGUCCCGUACUAAUGUUCAGCGUGCUGGCCUACUUCGCCCUAAUGGGCGUACUGACGCUCCAUACGAGCUUCCGCGAGAAGGGCACCUUCGCGGUGGCCGUCCACAAGGAGAAGGAGCGCACCUGGGAGGCGAGCUCUGACAUGAAGAAGUACGACGACAAAUAUCUGCUCACCCUGAGUGUGCGCGACUCCAAGGGUCAGCGUGAGCUGAACAGCGCCAAAUCAUGUGCGGCCUUCAUCGACACCAAUGGCAUCAUACUGGACAAUCUGGUGGCCAACGAGGUCAACCGCUUGUACAAUUCUUUGUCCGCGGAAAAGAAGGACAAAUAGCAAGAAUCGGUAUAACAAAAACACAAAACAAACACCAGCAAAAGUCCCUUCCCAUCAAAUACUUUGGGGAAUGGCGGCAAUUCAUUUGCAAUGUUCCUCAAAUUUUUUUUUUUUUGCUGCUGUGUAAUUUCGGUUUCCUCUUCUCUCAUUAAAUUGUAACUUGUAUGGUAA